Messenger RNA from Empidonax traillii (willow flycatcher), 5041 nucleotides. It is a transcript of the gene CNTLN, whose product is annotated as centlein. The transcript has 28 exons. Gene Ontology annotation, biological process: protein localization to organelle; centriole-centriole cohesion. The record is from RefSeq and is a predicted model, not a curated record. Gene Ontology annotation, cellular component: centrosome; centriole. The coding region runs from base 353 to 3790 and encodes 1145 amino acids. NCBI's taxonomy places the organism in Eukaryota, Metazoa, Chordata, Aves, Passeriformes, Tyrannidae.
GCGGAGGAGCUGAGCUGCUGCCAGGCUGAUAAAGAAUUUCUGUGGUCUCUGUGGAAACACAUGCAAGUGUCAAGUCCAGAGCUUAUGCAAGCUGUCAGCUUGGCUGCGGAAAGGUCUUAAAAAAGAGAAAGAAUGGAUUUAUCAUUUCAGAAACAGUGGCAACCUGAAUGUUAGUUCUAGUGAUUGAGAGUUUCAUUGUUGUUCUUCCUGGGGAGUUACAUCUAUCGAAAGAGAAAAACAGAAAGCCGAAGUCAAGGACAGAAGAAUUUUAGAGCUUUUGGAAGCCAAAGACAGCAAAAUAGAAACCCUAGAACAGAGACUCGCAGGACAGUGCCAGGAGAUAAACAGCUUAAUGCAGAGAAAAAAUGCUGUGGAGGAGGAAAAUGCCUAUUUGAAGAAUGAAUUCAGUACCUUGAACCAGAAAUUUAAAGAUAAAAGCCAAGAACUUAAGGACACUGAGGAGUGUGCACAGAAGAAGGAAGAGCAAAACAGACUGGUUAUAAAAAACUUGGAGGAGGAAAAUAAGGGAUUAAAUACAUGCUGUGCUGACCUGCUAAGUGACCUGGAGAAACUGAGGAAGCAGGAGGCACAAUGGAAAAUGGAAAAAUCUGGCAAUGAUGCCAUAAUAGAGAAUUUGAAAACUGAUAUAGCAGAGGCAAGAGAACAAAUAGAAGAGUUACGCAGUGUAUGCGGUAACUUGUCGUCUCAGGUAGCUGUGAGACAGGAAGAACUCUUCCAAAAGGAUUGUGUUGUGAUCAAAGCUAAGAAGGAGUUACAGGAGCUGCAGAACCUUUGUGGACAAAACACUGAAUAUACAGCACAGCAGUCUGAGCUGAUAAAGCAGCUUCAGGUUCUCAAUGCUAAUACACAAAAAGUAGUGAAAGACCAAGAAGAUGCUCACACAGCUGAAAUAACAUUAUAUCAAAAACUUUAUAACGAGUUGAGUUUAUGUUUUGAAACUGUUAAAACAAGUGAAAUUCAACUGCAGCAAAGCUGUGCCUCUCUUCAGGAUCAGUUAAUUGAAAAAGAUAAAAAAAUUUGUCUGUUGCAAGUGCAACUUCAGGAAGCACAUAAUGCUUUGAAUGGAGUACAUCAGAAUUCUUAUCCAAAAUAUCAGGUACAGGAACCACCUGUGAAACGUUCAAGGUCUCUGUCCCCAAAGAGCUCUUUUAGAGAGUCAGAGGAACUAAGGAAGCUUAAAAUAGCUGAAAGGAAGAUUGAAAACUUAGAGAAGACACUAUGGCUAAAGACUCAAGAAACUGAUGAGCUAAGAGCAGCCUAUGAAAAACACAAAGAAAGGCUGCAGAUGUUACAGACCAACUACAGAGCACUAAAAGAGCAAUUAAAGCAGUGGGAAGAGGGUGAUGCCAGGCUUGAAAAUAGUAAAAGCGGAUACCAGCAUGCAGACUCCUUUCAGCUUUCUCAAGAGGAUCCUGAUGUGGUGUGGACUGAACUGGCUUUUUUCGAAAGGGAACACAAAAAGCUGUUGAUUGAAAAACUGAAUCUUGAAGAAGAAUUGGAUCAGAUGAAAAUACACCAAUCUGUGGAGCCACUUUGUAAAUUUAGUGAAGCUGAUGGAGUCAAAAAUAAUAUUCCAGUGAGGAAUAUGAGAGACGUUUCACAUCAGAUGUUACAGAAGGUGCAACAACUAGAAAGAAGAUUCAAUGCAUUUGAAGGGGAAUUAAGGGAACAGAAAGAAGUAAAUAAAGACUUAUUGAAUCAGAAAAUUUCAUUGAAAGAAUCUUUAAAAGUACAAAAGGAAGAUGCAGACACAAGAGAAAGAGAGCUGGAAACACUACUUAAGAGGAUUUGUGAAAUGAAAAAAGAAAAAUCAGAACUUCAGUUAGUGAUUGAUGAGAAGGAAAAAGAAGCUGCCUUUUUGAACGGGCCAGUGGCAGAAGCUAACAGGUUGAGAAAUGAAAGUGAAGAUUUGCUGAGUCAAGUGCAAGAGCCGAAAUGCUUGCCGGAUAAAGCCAGAGCAGUGGCAACGUCUGGGCAAUGUAAUUGCAAGAUAACAGGCACCAAGGUUAAAUUAAAAACAGCCAAGGAAAAGAGCUCUUUGGGACAUCAUGGAGCUUUUCUCAAACAGUCCAUCAAGGUUAUGAGUAAUGUAUUUGAGAACUUCAGUAAGGACGGCUGGGAGGAUGUGAAUGAAAGCUGUGACUCUAAAAUACCAAAUCCUGAAAGUUUGGAAACAGUGAUUAUGAAGACAGUGCAAAACAUUGAUCCACUGCCAGACAGAAAUAAACAAGAAAAAAUGUCCUGCAACACUGUUCAUUUAGAAGGCCAAAAUGAGCAAAAAAAGGUAUAUAAUAAAAAGUCUCAUUCACAGAAUAAAGACCAAAAAAAGUUACAUUCUGAGAGGAGGAAGAUCUGCUAUCUUGUAACGUCACAUCCAUCAAUUCUAAGCAAAGUGAACAGAGUGAAAAGGAGAAAUACCACCCUCCAGAAACCAGGUUGCACUGUUACUCUACUGCAGGAAAGAAUUAAGUCAUUGCAGAAGCAGAUAGCUGUUUUACAGAAUGAAAAAAAGACUGCAGUGGCUUCUGUGAAGGAGAUGAAACAAACCAAUGAAAAACUAACAAAUCAGCUACAUUUGGCUAAUCAGAGAGUUCAAACUGGUAAACUGACCAUAGAGAUGUUGACCUCCAACCUGGCCAAGUGGCAACAGGAGAAGGAAGAUUUACAAGGAAAAUUAAAGUUGAGAGAACACCUGUCUCGAACUGUUGGCAAGAGUAAAGCCACACCAGCUCCUUCAAAGAACAUUGAUUUAGAGAUGAAACAGCUGCAGUGCAAACUAAAGAAUUCGAAUAAUGAAAUCACUAAGCAAUCGACCACCAUUAAGUCACUAAAAAACGAAGUCCAGGAAAAAGAAGAAUGGAUUCGGGAACUACAAGCGAAAAUUUCUCAGUUGGAGAGGGACGUUACUGUGAAAAGACAUUUGAUAGAAGACUUAAAGUCUCAUCUGAAAGCAAGUCAAGAAAAUGAGAAAACCUCAAGUGAAACACUGGGAGGUCUUGAGAGGAAGGUAAAGGCACUGGCUGAAGACUGUUCAAGCAAAAAAACUUCCAUUGACUCACUGAAACAAAGACUUAAUGUAGCUACGAAAGAGAAGUCUCAGUAUGAGCAGAUGUAUCACAAGGCUAAAGAUGAGUUGGAGAAAAAGGAUCUCAAGCUUACCAAACUAGAAAGCAAAAUGAUUGAGACUGAAUGUGCUAUGACUGAACUUGAGACUGCUACAUCUGAUCAGCUACAGAGCUUGGCUAAACAGAGUGCAGAGGCUUUGGAAACAUUACAGAAGAAGUUGCUGCUCACCAGUGAGAAAGUAGAAGAGUUCAAGACAUUUGUAAAGACUCUAAGCAGAGAGUUACAGCGCAGCAUACAGGAGCUGAGAACAAAAAUCAGAAAGGCAAAAAAAUUGGGCAAGAUGAAAGCAUCUAAAAACUGUCUUUCCCAAGAGUCUGUUCAGUUGGCAGCAUCUAUCCUUAAUGUUUCAACAACUGAUCUUGAGGAGAUACUAGAUGUAGAAGAUGAAGAGGAAACAGCAAAGACAAAAUUGGAAUUUGAAAAAGAUAAAGAAUGGCUGCAGCGUAUACAGAAACUUAUGGAAGCACAGGUCUCUGCUCCCUGCCUGUCCUGUGAUCACACCCACAUACUGACCCAUGCACAAGCUGCUGCACACACUCACCACUGCAGCUCAUCACCAGAAGGGAUCUCCAAAAGAAGCAAACUUAAGGUCAGAAUAAAUAGGCACAACAUUAAGGAGGUGAAAUCUAUCAGAAAUGAAUGAAGUCAAGCUAGGCAAGAAGAAUUAGAGACUUUGAGGUAAUGAUAUAGUGUUCUCGUAAAAAACAUAUUUAGACAGAGAGAGAGCAAUUAGAGUGAACAGGAUGCUGCAGUCUGUGUUUUUAAAGCAUAGUAGCAAGUGAGUCUCACAGAAUGUCAGGUAAGAUUAUGUCUUAUAUUACACUGAAUAGAUUUGUGCUCAGUGAAUUCGAUCCCUCUAUUCCCCAAAAAGUAAUCACAAUAGCACACAGGAGAAAGCUGACAGGUGUAGAUGACUACUAGAAAAUUCUUACCAUAGGCAUAAGUUAUUUAUGACAGACAGAGACAUGUCUGGCCAGAAGUACCAGCCCUUUAAAACUCUCUUUCCCAGAGAAAAGAGAAAUAAUGUGUAUUAUUGUCCUUUUUCUGUAACUACAAAGUAACUGCUCAGCAACAUGUAGGAUUGCCAUUGUAGACACUCCACAAUGGAUGAUUGCUAUUAAUAAAAUUUUCCUUGCUACCAUUUUAGACUUUUUCUUCUGACUUUUUUUUUUCUAAUUUAGUAAUUAAAAAUAUCAGUAUAUAGAGUCAUAUAUCUAUAUCAGUUUACAUAUUACAUCAACAUUUGUAUUUUAUGUUGUUUUGUGUCUGGGGUUUUAUUUUUUCUUUUAUAGUUUUUGUUUCUUAUAUCUAGGAAACAGACAGUACUCUGUCUGGUGUAGGUACUAUACAAUUUUCUCUUUAAAAUGGAAUAGAGAAGUGAAAAAUUAAAAUUAGAGCAGCAACACUGAAGUAUGGAAUUAGACAGGAGUUCUAGAUGAAAAAGUGUUGCAUUCAACUACACUUGUAAAAAGCUCAAGCUAGUGAUUGGCUUGUUUACCAAAUGUUAUAUUUUACCUAAUUUUUUUCUGGUGGCCUUAUUAAGGUAAAAUUUUCUCUCCUUCUGAUAUGAGAAAAAGCUGUUACUUCUCCUGUGGGAUUGAUCCUUCAGUCACCACUGGUCUCACCAGGAGUUCAAGGAAGCUGACAGAGCUCUGUGAAGCUGAUGGAGACUUUUCAACAGCGAACGAAAACUGCCCUGCUCUCCUCUGUGGCACAGCACUGGCCACUCUUCGAGUGGAGCUGCCAGUGUUCUGUACCACCUUUAAAAAUACUUCCCAGCAAACAGUGAAUUGAUGUAUCAAGACUGUGAAAGAAAACCUCUUUAGGCAUUAAGGAGAUGACACUGAAAAAUAUACCAAAUAUCUUUCUUCUGAGGCAAUGGUUGUGCAAAUAC